Molecule: messenger RNA, 1923 nt
Organism: Hyposmocoma kahamanoa
Lineage: Eukaryota; Metazoa; Arthropoda; Insecta; Lepidoptera; Cosmopterigidae
Product: nucleolar protein 11
Exons: 4
Coding region: 388-1866 (492 amino acids)
Biological process (GO): maturation of SSU-rRNA
Cellular component (GO): nucleus; nucleolus
Molecular function (GO): RNA binding
Source: RefSeq, a predicted model, not a curated record
CUAUGCAUUAUACUAAUAUUCUUUUCCAUUCUGGGAAGACACAGGCUACAGCCAGAGGACAAAAAACUGUGAGAGCCAGGAAAGUACUUCAGUUCUUUAAUGGUGUUGGCCUUGGCUCGGAAUUAUAAUUAGUGGUGAUUGCAAUAGAUCACUUGAUGAUUGCAGUAAUGAGGCCCUGAAUGAAGCCUCCCUAAUAAUAAUAAUAAUAAUAAUACCAGUAUUUUUAGUUCACAAAAUAAUGCAGAAAUCAAUGAAGAACUGCUAAAAAAUCUUUCAGAUCAAAAGCAAGUUGGUGGCUGGACUUCGAAGGACCAUAUAACGUCUACUGUGGUCCAUGACAAAGAACAAGACAGUUAUGUUGGCAUAUUUAACAAUAACACCAUCAAGAUGUGGAAGGAAGAUGGAGACAAUUUGGAUAAAUCUAAAAAGUUCAAGUUUUCUACCAACUUGCUAAAAAUAAUACCAAGAGGACAGCAGCCAUCAAUAAUUGUAUUUUCAAAUGGGAAUUGCGGAGCCCUUCCAUAUGCAAUUGACAACAGAAAGACAUAUGAAAGCAAAUCAAUCCUUAAAGACUCUGAAGUUAUAGUUGAUGCAGCUUGUUACAUGCAAAAUGGAAUAGAUUACAUAACCUAUGUAAUAAAAAACAGCAAAGACUUAUAUGAAAUUAUAAACUGUCCAGUUAGACAUGAGCUUGGGGAUUUGGAAAGAUCUAAAAUAAGCAGGAUUAAGAUAAAUCGGCCUGAUGAUGUGUAUGUGGUUGGUGAACUUAUAAGUACACAGGAUAAAGCAAUGGUUGUGUAUGUUUUGUGGAGCGACUCAAAAAUGUCAAUGUACGACUUAACUAAAAAGUUCUGGAAGACCAUUGGCACCAUACCUUGGAUUUCGACUUUUAACCAUGUUUCCAUGGCAUGGAUGGCUAAGGAUCAUUUAAUUCUGUUUGGUAGCAACAUGGAUCAAGAUGGAGCUAUAAUUUUAGCCUACAAUGUUGUUCUCGGAGUUGGGUCUUGCAAAUAUCCAAUGAAGAUGUACACUGCUGAAGCAAAAUUGUACUGCAUCAAUGAAAGAAUAAUUCUAGAAGCUUCGAACCAUAUUGGAGUACUGCCUUAUGUGUUAGAGAUUCGAAGGAACCUCUCCAGACUUCUAGGUUCUCAUGAAAUCAUUCAGGAUGAGGAAACUGAAAUUGUCAACUGGGACAAUUCUGCAAAACAGAAUAUUAAAGUUGCAAAUGAAUUUAAGCACUAUUUAAAGCAGGGAAUCACGGAAAGAAGUAUUUGUGCACAAGUCAUACCGCCGUUAUUAGAAAAAGACAGCACUGAAAAAGUUAAAUCAGAAUUGAUUAAAUUUAAAGAUGUACCUGAAUCAGUGUUAGUUCAGACAAUAAACUAUGUCUUAAAGUUAAUUGAUGCAAAAAGUGUUGAUCUUACAAAGCAACAAAAAUUUACAAAAUUCUGUAAAAGACAAGAAAAUAAUUUAAGCCUUUUAAAUGACUUACUCAAAAUUGUUUAUAGUGACGCAUUGUUAACUUUUUAUUUAAGAGAAGGUAUUUCCUUAGAUGAUGCACUUUUCCUGAUGACAUACAUUACAUAUUUACUUUUUGAUCAGCACAUUUCAGUAGAUGCAGACUUUGAAAGCAAAUUACUUGACUGGUGCACUUUACUUGUAGAUUCAUUUUACCAACAAUACUUAAUGACAAAAAGUCAAAAAGUGACUCAUGUUUUAAAAAACACUUUGAGUUGUGUGCUGACUCUUGUAAAAAACUUACAUACAAUUGAUAAAACAAUGAUAACAUUACAUAAGUAUUUGACUGGUAAAGAUAAGAUACGUGAAGAAUCUGUACCAUAUUCCAUCGAAAUGAUGAAAAUAUAAGAAAUUUUAGUAAAAAUAAUGUUAUAUUUGUAAUGAAAAAUGCAUUCUCAAUCAACA